AUGGCGCAUGCGACUUUAAUUGCAGGAUGUUUGUUCUGCAAGAUUAUCAAGGGAGAAAUACCCAGCUUCAAGGUGCUCGAGACCGAACGCAGCUAUGCCUUCCUUGACAUCUCCCCAGUCUCAGAAGGUCACACGCAGGUGAUCCCCAAAUACCAUGCCAAGACACUCGCCGAGCUGCCCGACGAGUACUUGCAGGACAUAGCCCCAGCGGUCAAGAAAGUCGCAUUGGCCACGGGUGCAGAGCAAUACAACAUCCUGCAGAACAACGGGAAGUUGGCAUUCCAGCACGUCGAUCAUGUCCAUUUCCAUGUCAUUCCCAAGCCCAAUGAGAAGGAGGGUCUCGUCUUGAGCGUCAAUGACAACUGGCCGACGAGGCGGGCCAGUAAGGAGGAACUGGCGGCUACCCUGGAGAAGAUGAAAGGCAGGCUGUAG
This is a messenger RNA of Sparassis crispa, 432 nucleotides long. Its product is annotated as Hit family protein. The transcript has 7 exons. The record is from RefSeq and is a predicted model, not a curated record. Gene Ontology annotation, biological process: nucleotide metabolic process. Lineage: Eukaryota; Fungi; Basidiomycota; Agaricomycetes; Polyporales; Sparassidaceae. The coding region runs from base 1 to 432 and encodes 143 amino acids. Gene Ontology annotation, molecular function: catalytic activity.